Phytophthora infestans T30-4 is the source of this 1391-nucleotide messenger RNA. RefSeq lists its product as uncharacterized. NCBI's taxonomy places the organism in Eukaryota, Oomycota, Peronosporomycetes, Peronosporales, Peronosporaceae. The transcript has a single exon. The record is from RefSeq and is a predicted model, not a curated record. The coding region runs from base 39 to 1391 and encodes 450 amino acids.
AACGGACAGGAAAGUCCUGUCGUCUACAAACCUCUGUUAUGGUCCGUGUCUUCGCUGCUGCGGCGUUGUCUGCUGCUAUCCUGGCUGCUAGCGCCAAGGCCACCAACUUUUUUCUCGCUGCUGAGGCGCCGGACUACAACAACGAGGUGGUCAGCAAUCUCUUGGCCAACGUCAGUGCCGUCCGUGGCGACCGUGAGGCGUACGCCGUCUUCGACUGGGACAACACGUGCAUGUUUGGCGACAUCUCGUACACGUCGGUGUUCUACCAGGUGAACAACCUCAACUUCCGCUUCACACCGGAGAACUUCGAGUCCAUCUUCUCGCUUGGUUACAACGCCAGUAGCAGUGACAUCUGCCUCGUUAACGGCACCAACUCGGUGAUCGGUCAGGACGUGAAUGGCACAGACGUGACACUAGCCACGACUCUGGCUGAGACUGCCAAGGACUACAAGGUGCUGUACGACGCCUAUGUUGCCCCUAAAUACAACUUAAGCAGCAGCGCUCAGAGCUCGAACGUUACGCUGGACGAGAUCAAGGAGACGACCGAGUACCAGAACUUCCGUGCCAAGAUGGGCUUCCUACUGUACAGUCUGGAGGUCAUGGAUGGCGGUGACGAUUACUCGGAAUGUUCCCAGUCUAUCGCCAUGACGGUAUUCCCUCACCUUCUGGUCGGUAUGACGGAGGAUGAGAUCAAGACGCUCAUCCGCUCCAGUAUCCGCUGGAACCUGGGCCAGGCGUUAGAGGAGCCCACGUACACGUCCACAGGCGACCUGGCGGUCGAGGGCGCGUACACCAAGGGACUACGCUUCUUCAAUGGCCAAGAGUCGACGAUGUGCGCUCUACGUGCCGCCGGUGUGGACGUGUACAUCAUCAGUGCCUCUCCUCAACUCUACGCCGCUGAGGCCGGCAACCUGCUCGGACUAGGCAACAUGGUGCCGAACGACAACGUCUUCGGCGUCCGCUUCAAAACGGACGACGCCGGGCGAUUCACCGGUCAACUGGUAGACAACUAUCCCAUCACGUGGGGUCUCGGCAAGGCCGAGAUCGUCACCAGUAUCCUGAAGCCGAUCCACCAGGGUGCUCCUCCUAUCUACGCGUCGGGCGACUCGGACGGCGACUAUGAGAUGAUGGACACGGUCCGUGACGGCGUCGUGGACACCAACAACCGUCUCAAGGGCAACUCUUCGCGCAUCAACGAGUUCUACGUAAAGGCCUGCGAGUUCUUUGGCACAACUGAGCCCAGCACUAACAACGCGUACCUCCUGCAAGGUCAGGACCAGGUCAUCGGUUCGUGGAUCACGUCCGGUUUCAGUACGGAGGACGGCGUCACGUACGAAUCGGCCGUUGACUCGUACGACCACUGCGCCCACUACAAGUUCCUCGACGUGUAA